Molecule: messenger RNA, 6472 nt
Organism: Leptopilina heterotoma
Lineage: Eukaryota; Metazoa; Arthropoda; Insecta; Hymenoptera; Figitidae
Gene: spg
Product: dedicator of cytokinesis protein 3
Exons: 18
Coding region: 172-5919 (1915 amino acids)
Biological process (GO): small GTPase-mediated signal transduction
Cellular component (GO): plasma membrane; cytoplasm
Molecular function (GO): small GTPase binding; guanyl-nucleotide exchange factor activity
Source: RefSeq, a predicted model, not a curated record
GACAACACCGCCAAAGUGCAGAAGAGAAGAAAUCGAGUGUGGCACCAGUUGUGCAGAACACACGUGAAACCAACACCCAAUGUUUGUGUUUUUGAAAAUUUCGUGAAACACCAGGUGGAUUGUUUAUUAUUUUAGUGAAGCAUGUAGCAAUUGUGAAGUAAAAUCCAUAAAAUGUGGACCACCACAAAGACAACAAAGUACGGCGUCGCCGUCUACAAUUGGAGAGGUGACACGCGUUAUGGUUUGCCACUUGAGAUUGGCGAAACAGUUCAAAUUCUUGAAGAGUGUGCAGGCUGGUUUAGAGGCUUUUCGACGAAAAAUCGUGCAAUAAAGGGCAUUUUUCCAAGUUCGUAUAUUCACUUAAAACCUUGUAAAAUUGAUAAUGAAGGUCUCUACGAAUCAGUUAUACCCCUUGAAGACCCUGUUGUACGAGAAGUCACUCUUGUACUUCGAGAAUGGGGUGGAAUAUGGAAAAGACUUUAUGUGGAGAGGGAAAUUUACAAAUUCAAUACUCUAAGAAAAGUCAUGCAAGAUUUACUGGAAUGGAGAAGACAACUUUUGGCUGGAACUUUAACGACUGAUCAAACACGCGAAAUGAAAUUGCAAGUGAUAAACAAGGUGGAUUGGGGAAAUCGAAAAUUGGGACUUGAUUUGGUGCCAAGGCAAGGCGCUCAUAUGGUUGACCCGGAUGAUAUGUCAGUAGUCGAACUUUAUCACGUGCAUGUGCAGAGUGCGGAAAAUUCUCAGGGCUCAUCGGCAAUUGGUACACUGAAGCGAAAAGUCCAAAAAAAAGUUUUAACCCAUCAUUUGUACUUUUGUAUGAGGGAUUUUGGACAUUCAGUUGGCGAGGAUACGGAAAUUUAUUUUUCAUUGUACGACGGUAGACGGAGUCAAUAUAUUAGCGAACGAUUUUUGGUGAAAAUAUCGAAGGAAGGAUUUUCAAAUUACGUGGAGAAAAUGCACAGUAAUUGUACAAUAUUCACGGAUUUGGGUAAUGCUGAUCUUGGUCGUGAUUUGUAUAUGGUCGCUCAUGUCAUGCGUUGUGGCAGAAUGCUCUAUUCAGAUUCUGGGAAAAAUAAGGCCGGAGCAACAACUUAUAGAAGACCACACGGGGUGGCCGUACUUUCUCUCGCGGACGCCUCACAAAAUCACACCGAGGAAUCGGAACUUACUUUUAAGGUUUAUCAAGGAGACGAGAAGGAAUUUCACCAGUUGCACGAGCAGAUAAUUCGUAACAACAAAUGUUCGCCGCUUCCAGGUCAACCGAAUUACGGCAUAGUUGUCUCGUUUCGUGUUCUUCACGGUGAAUUAUGCCAGGUGCGUGAGGAGAAUCCUUUACUGUUCAAGAAUAUUUGUUUGACCAAAAAACUUGGAUUUUCUGACGUCAUAAUGCCGGGUGAUGUUAGAAAUGACUUGUACCUGAGACUGGAAAGAGGAGACUUUGAACGCGGUGGCAAGUCAACUGGAAAAAAUAUUGAGGUCACUAUACUUGUCUUGGAUGCGGAAGGUCAACCAUUGGAAGGUGCCUUGUUCGGAGCAGCAGGAACUGAGGGAAGUUCCGAGUACCAAAGUUUGGUUAUUUAUCAUCACAAUAGUCCAACUUGGGCUGAAACUGUGAGACUCGCAAUACCAAUUGAUAAAUUUUAUGGGAGUCACGUUCGUCUUGAGUUUAGACAUUGCUCGACACGAGAUAAAAACGACAAGAAGCUGUUUGCUUUUGCCUUUGUCCAUUUAAUGGAAGCCGGUGGUGCUACUUUACAAGAUGGACAACACGAACUUUUUAUAUAUAAAUGCGAAGAGAAGAGCAAACUCGAGUCUUCGAAUUAUUUAUCUCUUCCCAGUACGCCUCGAGACCCCAAUUAUCCAGGUGUCGCGCCAUUCUCGAGAUCGCCGAAGGAAGCGGUUUUCAUAACAACAUUACUUUGUAGUACAAAAUUGACGCAGAACGUCGAUAUAUUAAGUUUACUGCAAUGGAAAGCGCAUCCUGAGAGGAUAUCCGACUCGUUGAAUAAAGUUUUGCGAUUAGACGGCGAGGAGACUGUGAAAUUUUUACAAGACAUUUUGGACGCAUUAUUUUCCAUGUUCCACACUGAAGAUGGAAAUUCAACGGCCUAUUCGGGACUUGUGUUUCAAGUGUUAGUUUCAAUAUUUAGUUUACUGGAGGAUCCGAAAUUCGAGCAUUUCAAACCGGUAAUGAAUGCAUAUAUAUCGGGACAUUUUGCCGCUGCUCUUGUUUACAAGGGAUUAUUGAGUAGCAUACAACAUUGCGCCGAUUGGGUGAAGGCAUCGGAAAGACAAGAACCAAUAAUGAAGUGCUUUAGAUCACUGGAAUAUAUAUUUAAAUUUAUUAUUCAGAGUCGAUUAUUAUUUGCGAGAGCAACAGCUGGACAAUAUGAGGACAGUUUUAGAAGGGAUCUUUAUUGUUUGUUCACGGCACUAAAUAAAAUGUUGACUCUACCUUACGAUAUGGUUUUACAAUCACAAGUGGCAUUAUUGAUGUCGAUACCAACGGUUUUUGAGCAAUUAAUUGCAGUUUUACCAGUUUCGGAGGUUGUUAAAUUGACAUGCACAAUGUUGGAUUCAAUACCAAGAGAACCGCCGCCUCAAUUAAUUCAAACGAAAUUACAAGCUAUUAAAAGUCUCGUGACGUCGGAAUUGUUUGAGGAUGACGAGAGUCGUAAUUUAUUGUUGAUUACAAUUUGUAAACACUUGAGGAUUCAUUUAGCGAGAAGAGAGGAAUUGAGAGCUUGUACUGAUAUUCUUGGUGAUAUUUUGAACUUUUUAUACAAGAGAGCGAGAGACACGAACAAAGUGAAUAAUUGCAUUCAUCAUGACAUUGAAACGUUGGUUCUAUCCAUUCUUGAUGUUUUAAUACAAACAAUAUUGAUAAUUGUUAAUGCGAAUGGACCAGUUUUGGGUAAUUUAGUGGCGUGCUUGAUUAGUUUACUGCAACUUUUAGACGAGUAUCAUUACUCGAGACUGUGGGAGGAAUUAACGUUGGGUGGUGAUCGUAAAGCACUCAAGGAAUUUUUAUUGAGAGUAUUUUUCGUUCUACGUGAUUUAGUGAGACAAUCAAUAUUUGCAGCGGACUGGCUCGUUAUACGAAUGCAGGCGAAUAAUGUUAUUUUAAAAUCACUGCAAGAACUUGCGCAACCAUUGGCUUUUCGAUUUUUACAUAAUAAUUUUGAUUUUCAAUUGUGGUCGACUUAUUUUAAUUUAGCUGUGGCUUAUCUCACGCAACCGUCAUUACAAUUGGAGCAAUUUUCCGAGGUGAAGCGAGAGAAAAUUAUUGAAAAGUACGGUGACAUGAGAGUGCUGAUGGGCUUUCAAAUAUUGUCAAUGUGGUCACGUCUUGGUGAACGAAAAUUGGAAUUUAUUCCGGGAAUGGUGGGACCAUUUUUAGAAGUUACUUUAGUGCCAGAAAGUGAAUUGAGAAAGGCGACAUUACACAUUUUCUUCGAUAUGAUGGAAUGUGAACAACAAGCACGUGGUAGUUUCAAGUCCGUUGAGUCUGAAUUGAUAGAUAAGCUAGACAUUUUGAUUAGUGAAAAUAAAGGAGAUGAUGAAUAUCGACAGCUGUUUAACACCAUGGAACAUUUAAGCGCAGUGCUGUUGAAUAAAGUACAAUCCGAAGAUCCCGCCUGGAAAGACAGUGGAAUUGUUUUCAUUACAUCGGUAACAAGAUUAUUGGAGCGAUUACUUGAUUAUCGCAGUGUCAUCCAGGGUGAUGAGAAUCGAGACAAACGAAUGUCCUGCACCGUCAAUCUUUUGAAUUUUUACAAAAAUGAAUUCAAUCGAAAGGAAAUGUAUUUACGUUAUAUUUAUAAACUUCAUCAAAUGCAUUUGGAGGCGGAAAAUUAUACUGAGGCGGGAUUCACGAUGAAAUUAUAUGCCGAUCAAUUGGGAUGGGGAUCGACAGUAUUGCCAUCGGAUCUUGCACAUUCACAACAACCAGAAUGGCAACGAAAGGAGCUUCUCUAUCAUCAAAUUAUUCGUCAUUUUGAUCGUGGCAAAUGUUGGGAGAAGGGAAUACCACUGUGCAAGGAAUUGGCAAUUUUGUACGAGACUGUUCUUUAUGAUUACGCACAAUUAAGUAAAAUAUUAAAGAUGCAAGCACAAUUUUUGGAUAAUAUACUCACUCAACUGCGACCCGAACCGGAAUAUUUUCGUGUUGGUUUCUAUGGAUUGAGUUUUCCACUUUUCGUCCGGAAUAAACUAUUUAUUUAUCGAGGAUUGGAAUAUGAAAGAAUAGGAGCAUUUACGCAGCGACUCCAGACCGAAUUUCCCAGUGCACAAAUUUUAAUGAAAAAUUCGCCGCCUGACGAGAGUAUCCUUACCUCCGAAGGACAAUAUAUUCAAAUUUGCAACGUGAAACCAAUUCCAGAGGAAGGUAGUUUGGGCUCAGGUGCAAUUGAUGUUCCCGAUCGUGUAAUUGCAUUUUAUCUUGUAAAUGAUGUGAGAAAAUUUACAUUUGAUCGACCUAUGCAUCGCGGUCAAGUUGAUCGUGAAAAUGAAUUUAAAUCACUUUGGAUUGAGCGCACAACACUGAUGACUGAAGCAAAAUUACCCGGAAUUCUACCAUGGUUCGAAGUUAUUGACAAGCGCUCUGAACUCUUGGCUCCAGUGCAAUAUGCAUGCGAGACAAUGCAAAGUGUUGAACGUGAAUUGAGACGAUUAAUUGUCCAAUAUACUGCCGAGCCGAAGAAGAAUAUCAAUCCAUUCAGUAUGCGAUUGCAGGGAAUUAUUGACGCCAAUGUAAUGGGUGGUAUCACGAAAUAUCAAGAGGCAUUUUUAACAACUGAAUUCGCAAGGCAAAAUCCCGACAUGGUGCCGCACGUUAAUAAAUUGAAAAAUUUAAUUCUCGAUCAAAUGAGCGUUUUGGAAUCUGGUUUACAACUUCAUGGUGAAAUUGCACCGUCUGGCGUGCAACCGUUGCAUAAACGAUUAAUUGAGAGAUUCACUCAAUUAAAACGAAGUUUGGGACCAUUGACCAGACAGCGAUUACUGCAUCAAGACAGCAUUAUAAAUUCCCCUUUGCCUCCGCUUCCGAUUGGCGAUAAGCAUCCAGUGACGUUGGAUACAGUGGGUUGUCGAAUGUCACACACAGAGAUUGACGGAAUGCUCGAGGACGAAGGAUUUUACACGAAGGUUGAUGUCUUUGGUCAGAAUCAAACCCCGCCACCGAUUCCACAGAGGGAAGUUCGACCCCGAUCGGUGGGUUAUGGAACAACUCCACCGAGACCAACGCACCAGAGGACUCACAGUAAACCCUUGAGUCCAAAAUUGCCACUGAGACAUUCGCUGCCAACUCCAACUGACAGUGGUGAUCAGACAAAUGUGAGAACCUCCUGGAGUGAAUCAGGAUCCGAACCAGCGCCACCACUUCCUCCAAGAAGCUGCACUUUGGAUAAGAGAGAUUCGAUAGCGAGUUCAAUUGGACCGCCAGCGCCGCCAAAACGACCAAUACAAAAACGUAGCACAGAAUGGAGCGUUGAGGAUGAUUCCGAUCAGCAAAGCGAAACUAAUGACUUACGAGACAGUGGAAUUUCGACCGCGAGUCUCUUGGAUUUUAAUCCACAAUUAACACAUUUAAAUAAUCUUAGUUACGAAGACUUUGUACCACGAACCAAAUGCAACGAGAUAAUGAAUAUUUCACCACCUUCUGUGAUAAACGCUUUAAAUACUACUUGUACAAGUAACAAUUUUCCUAGUGGUACAUUCCAUGGUUCCCAAAUUCUUCCCGAUGAAGAGGUGAGUCCUCCGCCGAUACCUCCAAAAGCGAAUCAAGACGUUCCCUCAGCGCCCACAACAUUGGAAAGGGUUUCUAAUCGAACAUCGAAUUCAAGUCAUGUGGAAAAUUAUUCGGUGCCAAAAUUACAAACACUUUCUGUGGCAUCAGAUACGGAAAGUACCGUAUAGCAUCCUAGUCUUUAUAAAAUUAGUUUAUAGCCGUCAUAUAUAUUAUAUAUACGUAAACGCAUUAGGCAUUGAAUCUUUUUUGAUUGCGAUUGUUUAGUCAAUUAAUUAUUGUUUAUUAUUAUAAACAAAGAGAAUGUUUUUUUUUACGGGAAAAAAAGUCUACAGCCAAAGCGCAAUCAAAUUAGUUUUGAUGAAAUAUAAAUAUAUAAAAAUAUAUAUUAUAUAUUAAAAAAAAAGUCGAAUGAUUUUUACGCGUCCCAAAUAAAAAUCAGCGAAUAUUAUAUCUGAUAAUGAAAUAAAUCGAAACAUAUAUUCCUCCCCCCGACAACAUGCAAUCAUUGUAUAUCAAUUUUUACAUCUCUCUUUUUCUAUUUUAAUGCGGAAAUUUGAUAAAUUAUCGCAUUGAAAUAGAGACAGCACUCUUUUAAUCUAUUGUAAUUUAUUUUUCAAAAUAAGAAUAAAAAAAGUCAUUUUUAUUAACGAUGUGUAAACGGAGAAAUAGGCGCCAAUUAAUUGAUAAUUCGAAAAAUAAGCCAUAUAUAUAUAUAAAGAA